UUAUGAUCGAGGCGAGAAUUGCAUUAAGUAUUCAGCAAUACCGAUUUUUUCGAGCAAACAGUAAAUAAUACAAAUAAAGCGGAAAAAAAAAAUAGAAACAGCGAACCGCCAAUGCCUUAGUCGACGAUAAAAUGAGGAGCAGCAGCUCAGAACUGCUCCUGGAUCAACAGGAAGAACUUAGGAAACGAAAGAUCAAGGAAUUGGCAUUAGCGAAAAAACAACAGACGAAACAACAAGGGGCAAGAUCAUGUCGGGAACAGGCACUUUUCUAUUCAACGAGUCUGCUGGCCGUAAUAGCAAUGGGGGCAGGUUCCUCUCUACUUUUUCUCGUGCCAUUAUAUGUCGACCCAGCUAUAUCAACCCUAGCGUCGGACUUCGUCACAGAACCGGUUAUGUGUGUGACAACUCGUCAUGAGCAGCUAACGGGGCUGGCCAAUUGCUCGUGGAGUUCUUGCCGCGAAGGCUGUACUAGUGAUUCUUAUCACUGCACACACAUUUACGUCAGCUACAAUGAAACUACAGCUUCUGAUAACCGUACGGAUGAUGCUGUGCUGCUAGUUAAUAUCAAAGGUUGUGGGUAUCCUCCAUCUAUUCGGUGUGCCAACUUUACUGAAACUUAUGGGACAGAAGGCACCUCCUUUCCGUGCUAUCCAUCUAGGGAGAACCGUACCGUCGUAUUAACGCAUUACGAACGCGAUGAGCAAGUUGCUAUUAUCAUUCAUUAUUUUGCAGUACCCUUUGUAAUCACUCUCGCCACGUCUGUGGCACUGUGUGUAAUGCAUUGCGAUUGCACGUGUAGACCUGCUACUCAUCGUACAAGAUCUCGACGUCCUCCACGACUAGGACAACCCUUAAGGCCAGAAUUCAGUGACGGCUCCCUUAGUUUGGGUCUUCAUCCCACACUGUCCUGACUCGCGGUUAUCAAACACAUAAUUUUAUAUUGAAAUCAAACCGCGUGUAUACUUCGAGUAUCGUUUCCUUUGAACAUCCUGAGUAUAUAACUGCCUCGGUGAAUACCAUCUAGGGAUUUGAAAGAGUAAGAAGUUUCGCUGGUUCUCUGAUCGUGAACUUAGCCGAUGUAGGAUCAAAGCUUUCCUUGUGUGGUACCAAAGCUUAGAAAUAUAGAAUUUAGAUAAAAACUACUAUAAAAAUAUUUCCAAGUUUGUUGUUUAGAGGAGGAAUUCAUUACCCUAGAUUAAAUCAAAUAUCAUCUAUCUAAUAAAAAAAAUGUACAGGACCCAUUCGAAAGAGUAAAUAAGGAGUUGCGCUAUAAUCAAAUAUAUUUAGAAAUUAUUUUCUAUUGAUAUUUUAUGGACCACGUUCAAUAUGAUUUAUCUAAUAUUUGUUACUGUUAAACGCGUGGGAAUCAUUCGUUCGUUAAUGAUUUUAGUGUACUUAUAAUGUCGUCUAAGCUGUUACGUGGCAGAAAGUUUGUUGUAAUUUAGUAAGAAAAAAAUCAAAUGAUGUUACUAUAUGAAAAAUAUAUAAACGCCUGUGAUUUAAUUUAUAUAUUUUUUCUUGAAAUAAAUGACU
This is a messenger RNA of Cylas formicarius (sweet potato weevil), 1533 nucleotides long. It is a transcript of the gene Teh1, whose product is annotated as protein tipE. Gene Ontology annotation, biological process: regulation of sodium ion transport. Gene Ontology annotation, molecular function: sodium channel regulator activity. NCBI's taxonomy places the organism in Eukaryota, Metazoa, Arthropoda, Insecta, Coleoptera, Brentidae. The record is from RefSeq and is a predicted model, not a curated record. Bases 132 to 911 code for a protein of 259 amino acids. The transcript is spliced from 2 exons.